Morchella importuna is the source of this 3462-nucleotide messenger RNA. RefSeq lists its product as uncharacterized. Gene Ontology annotation, biological process: proteolysis. Gene Ontology annotation, molecular function: serine-type endopeptidase activity; protein binding. The record is from RefSeq and is a predicted model, not a curated record. The transcript is spliced from 2 exons. NCBI's taxonomy places the organism in Eukaryota, Fungi, Ascomycota, Pezizomycetes, Pezizales, Morchellaceae. Bases 1 to 3462 code for a protein of 1153 amino acids.
AUGGAAGACUCAAAUACAGCCAAUACUCGGUCCUCACAUCUCCAGGUAGCUCCAGCUGAGAAUAUCGUUAAAACUCCCCAAGUUCCCAUUCCCGACUCAGCUCUACGACACCAUCAAUCCCGCGACGAUGGCUCCUAUUUCCCUCUGCAAGUCGGCGGCGAGCUGGCAAUUUCAACGUCCCCAACCCACUCUAAUAGCCUUGGUAUACCUAGAGUUGAGCUUAAGCAGGUCUUGAAGAAAGAACAGAGGAAGAGAGUCUCCUUGCCAGCGCAGAAGGAUGAAUCCGAAAUUGAAAAAGAGACGCCAGUCGAGGAGGAAAAAUCAACAGUUGAGGUUCAAACGCCAAAAAUUGAACAACCAAUGCCAGAAAUCAAGAAGAUGCCAGUCCACUCGAUGCCUACGCCGCCGUUGUCGAGAAGUGUGUCGGCGCUGAGCUUUACCUCCAAUCACAGUGCCAUGUCAACAACAUCCCAAUCUGAUAAGGAGACCUGGGAUAGGACAAUCGCUCGCGUGAUCAACGGUAUUGUCUCAAUUAAGGCGACAACCACCAGACCCUUUGAUACCGAAUCUGCAGGGGACUACACAGCGACAGGAUUCGUUAUCUCGAAAAAGCAUGGAUUGAUCCUGUCGAACAGACAUGUUGUUUCGCCUGCGCCCAUCACUUCUGUUGCCGUUUUUGUCAAUUACGAAGAGAUUCCCUGCUAUCCUGUGUAUCGCGACCCGAUCCAUGAUUUCGGGGUAUUUCGGUACGACCCAGCCAAGCUAAAGCAUAUCAAUGUUGAGGAAAUUGAGCUUCGCCCAGACUUGGCAAGGGUAGGUGAGGACAUCAAGGUUGUUGGUAACGAUGCAGGCGAGAAGCUCUCGAUCCUUGGCUCUACCCUCGCUAGGCUGGACCGACAUGCUCCUAGCUAUGGUGUAGACUCCUACAACGAUUUUAAUACAUUUUACAUGCAAGCCGCCUCUGGGACUUCCGGUGGGUCUUCUGGCUCACCGGUCCUGAAUAUCCACGGUCAAGCGAUAGCUUUAAACGCUGGUGGAAGCAACUCUUCCCAGAGUUCGUUCUAUCUACCACUAGACCGUGUGGUUCGCGCAGUCGAAAAAAUCAAGAAAGGAGAGCUAGUGAGCCGCGGUACGCUUCAGACAGAGUUUCUUCAUACCAGCUACGAUGAACUGCGAAGGCUUGGGUUGAAGGAGGAGGUUGAAGAAGAAUGCAGAGCCAGAAAUGCCAGCGCCACUGGACUACUCAGUGUGAUCCGAGUGCUCAAGGGCGGCCCUGCAAGCUCAGAAAGAAAGCGCGCCGAGCCGAAGGAGGAAGUUGUUCCCGAGGGUGUUACCAGGGUCGCAGGACUGGAACCUGGUGAUAUUCUUUUUGCAUGCAAUGACCAAUACAUCACAAACUUCAUUGCCUUGUGGAGUAUUAUUGACGAUAGUGUUGGGCAGGAUAUCGUACUUGAUAUCUUCAGAUCUGGGAAGGAAGGGAAGGAAGGUCCUAGAGGCAAACUGCAAGUCGUUUGCACUGUUCAAGACCUUCACGCGAUUACUCCCAAUAGGUUUUUGGAGAUUGGAGGUGCUGUGAUUCAUGACUUGAGUUACCAGGUCGGAAGGAGUCAUAAUGUAGAGCUGGGAACUGGUGUCUUCUGCGCAGCUUCUGGGUUUCUUCUGUGGUCAUCAUGGAGUCGAGACUUCCUCAUCACGCACGUUGCCGGAAAGCCAACAAAGAAUCUUGAUCAAUUCAUCGAGGUGUUCAAGACCCUUCCCGAUUAUGAACGGGUUCCAUUCAUGACAAGAUCUAUGGGAAGGAAUGAGGACCAGAUGUUGAUGGUUGAUAUCGACCGUCAUUUCUUCCUUGGCGCUUUGUUUGAGAGGAACGAUACUGCAGGAACCUGGAUCAGACGUGAAUUGGAACCUGCACCACUCAAACAAAUCGAACCAGUGAAAGAGGAGAAGGAAGAGGAGACUGCUUUCGAGGAGGAUGAAGAGGAGGAUGCCGAAGACGUCGGCUUGGACAAGAUCAAAUCCGCCCUUGUCAAUGUUGUCUGCCGCCUCCCAUACUCAAUCUAUGGCCACACCUCCGCCUCCAAUUAUUCUGGUGUUGGCAUGAUCGUAUCUCUUUCCCCUAUUCCUCUUGUGCUCUUCGAUCGAUCGUCUGUUCCAACUGAGAUGCUCGAUAUCCGUCUCACCGUCUCCAACAAGAACAUUCCAGGUCGUGUCGUCUACAUGGGUCAGUUCGCACUGGUUACCUUCGACAUCGAGCUUUUGCCCAAGAACGUUACCGUGCCUGAGUGGGAUGAAAAGCCACUCAAAGUGCGUGACGAGGUUAGAGUCGUCGGUUUAACUAGUGAUCAGCUGUUGGUCCAGAAAGAGACCUCAAUUGCUUCGAUCGGUGUCAACUUCAACACUUGGCAAUGCAAUCCACCGCGUCAUAGGUUGAUCAACAUUGAGAACAUCAAUGUUGCCGAGUCCUCUGGCUGCUGGGGCGGUGUCAUUGUCCGUAAGCCUUUAAAGGAUGCUUCAGACGAUGAGAAGAAGAGCUUGAAAGUAGCUGCGUACUACAUGGCGGUUUCUUCCCAGAACAAGACCGGGGACGAUUCAUACUGGACUCAGGGUCUCGACAUUAGACGAUACGUCCUUCCAGUCGUCGCUCGUAUCAAUGCAGAAAACGGCCAAGGCCAAAUUGAACCUCCUCGCCGCGAUCUUGGGAUUGAGUUUUCUGAUAUGCCCCUCGCAACCGUUUUCACUAUGGGCUUGUCCCAAAAGCGUUUCGACGCAUAUGUCAAGGCUGCAAAGAAGAUCCGUGGUGUACCUCGACCUUUGAUCGUCGAAUCGCGACUCCGACCAGCCCCAGCCGGGGAUGAGGAGAAGGCACUCAAAAUCGCGGAUAUUGUUUUAGAGAUUGACGGGAAGCCUAUUCAUCGUGUAUCCCAGCUCGCCGAGCUUGACCUCGAUACAAAGGAAUUUGUUGAGAUGGUCGUUCUCAGAGGCAGAUCUGAAAUCACGUUAACUGUGCCCACAACCCGUGCAUACCCCACUACUGGAACCAACGUGGUUCAGUUCUUUGGUGCCAUCGUCCAUGCUACACAUGCAGCUGUAUUGGAGCAGGUCGAUACUAAGAAUCCAUCGCCUCUUAUUCCCUUGUCAACUCCCGGUGUCUAUGUCGGUGGUGUUUCAUACGGAUCACCAGCUUUGGAUAACAUCAGACCAACACACUGGAUUCUGGAGGUUGAUGGUGUUCUAACUGGCAGCAUUGAAGACCUCACCAAUGUCGUUAGGACUAAGCAGUGGAAAACGGGUGAAUACAUUCGUAUCAAGCAGGUCAAUCGCAAGGGCAUUACCAGCGUUGUGAGUGUCAAGGUUGACGAGAGAUUUUGGCCUGUCCUUUCAUGGAAGCGCGAGGAGAGCGGCGCGAGAAAGUGGACUCAGGAGAGAAUCAGUGGAAUGGAGUUUGUAGAGGGAAGCAUUUAA